This is a messenger RNA of Miniopterus natalensis, 1083 nucleotides long. Its product is annotated as olfactory receptor 8K5-like. Gene Ontology annotation, cellular component: membrane. Gene Ontology annotation, biological process: G protein-coupled receptor signaling pathway. Lineage: Eukaryota; Metazoa; Chordata; Mammalia; Chiroptera; Miniopteridae. The record is from RefSeq and is a predicted model, not a curated record. Gene Ontology annotation, molecular function: G protein-coupled receptor activity; olfactory receptor activity.
AUGAACCUCAGCUGCCUCCAGAGCGCGGGGAGCCACGGGACUCAAGUAAAAGAGGUGCGGCUGCUGCCAUCUGGGGCCCGGGAGAAAGCGAGAGGCCUGCUGCUAAGGAGGCCUGCCACGAAGGAGAGCUAUCUGGACUCAGUGGGCCAACAGAAUCUAACACAAUUGUCUGAAUUCAUUCUGAUGGGAGUCACAAGGCAGCCUGAGCUGCAGGUUCCACUUUUCCUGGUCUUCCUCACCAUCUACACCGUCACAGUGGUAGGCAACCUGGGCAUGAUCCUUUUAACCCAGGUGGACUCCCACCUACACACACCUAUGUAUUUUUUUAUCAAACACCUGGCUCUCAUUGAUCUUGGUAAUUCUACUGUUAUUUGUCCGAAGAUGCUGGUAAAUUUUAUUGUGGAUCAAAAUGUCAUUUCAUAUUACGCAUGUGCCACCCAGUUGGCUUUCUUCCUUAUGUUUAUUAUCAGUGAAUUUUUCAUCUUGUCUGCCAUGGCCUAUGACCGCUGUUCCGCCAUCUGUAACCCUUUGCUCUACAAUGUGAUUAUGUCCCAGAGACGCUGUCAUGUGUUGGUGGGCAUCCCGUACCUCUACGGUAGCUUUCAGGCUCUUCUGUUCACUAUUAAGAUUUUUACACUGACCUUUUGUGGCUCUAAUGUCAUAAAUCAUUUCUACUGUGAUGAUGUUCCCUUGAUACUUUUGCUCUGCUCAAAUGCACAAGAAAUAGAAUUCUUGAUCAUACUAUUUUCAGCAUUUAAUUUGCUCUCCUCCCUGCUGGUAGUUUUGGUAUCCUACACUCUGAUUCUGAUCACCAUAUUUCGCAUGCAUUCUGCAGAGGGCAGGAGAAAAGCUUUUUCCACAUGUGGUUCUCACCUGACAGUGGUGGUUAUAUUCUAUGGGUCCCUACUAUUUAUGUACACACAGCCCAAAUCCGCUCACUCCUUUGAUACUGAUAAAAUCGCCUCUGUGUUCUACACUUUAGUGAUCCCUAUGCUUAAUCCCUUGAUAUACAGCUUAAGGAACAAAGAGGUAAAAAAUGCCUUCCAUAGGGUUUUUAAGAAUCCAUGCAAACUUUGUAUUUAA